ACGGUUCGGCGUUGAACACAAAAAGGGUGGGAACGUUUCCCGCCAGUUCUUCCCAGCCUCCACACACUCUAAAGCUUCUCUCUUUGUCCUACCGCCCUCUUUUCCUCUCUUCUCUCUGCAAAACCCUCACGAACACACAAUGGCAGAUUCUCCGAGGAUAACCCUUCGAUCCCCAUCGAAGAAGCCCAAACAAACGCCUCCUCUUUCCUCAAUCUGUCUCACCCCUCGAACCCCACAAGUGGUUGACCCUCCUCGCCGAUCCUCUCGUCGUUUGUCUCUUAAGCUCGACCAAAUCACAACCCCACAAAAAUGCGCUUCACAACUCAAAAAACCUAUCGAGGUUUCACUACUUAACGAAACUCCAGAAAAAUUAGUACAGGAUUCAUUGAAAAUCCGAAGAAAUUCGAGGAAAAAUGGAUCUAUUAAGACCCCAGAAAGCAAAAGAGACACUGAAUCCACAAAACCCCCGAAAUCGAAGUCCAAAGUGGUCAACAUCGAGGUUUCAUUCUCUCCUGUAUCACCAGAUCAACUGGAUACCAGGAAGAGGAAAUGGCGUGAAGAGAAAGAGAGGAAGAUGAUGACUAGAGCAAUGGCAUCGAAGAAUGCGAAGAGUGAACAAAAAGGUAAUAGGAAGAGAGUUUAUUACAAGAAAGUGGUGUAUGAUGGUGGUGAAUUUGAGGUAGGAGAUGAUGUGUAUGUGAAGAGGAGAGAGGACGCCAGCUCCGAUGAUGAGGACCCAGAAGUGGAGGAAUGUAGAGUAUGCUUCAAAGCAGGGAAAGCGGUAAUGCUUGAAUGCGAUGAUUGUUUAGGUGGUUUUCACUUGAAGUGCUUGAAGCCUCCUCUGAAGGAGGUCCCUGAAGGGGAUUGGAUUUGUGGGUUCUGCGAGGCCAGGAAAUUAGGUAAGGAGGUUGAGUUGCCAAAGUCGCCUGAAGGGAAAAAACGUUCUAGAACCUUGAGGGAGAAACUUCUUUCCAGUGACUUGUGGGCUGUCCGAAUUGAGAGUUUGUGGAAGGAGGUUGAUGGUAGCUAUUGGUUUAAGGGGCGAUGGUAUAUUAUUCCAGAAGAGACUGCUGCAGGAAGACAGCCUCAUAAUUUGAGGAGGGAGCUUUAUAGAACUACUGAUUUUGCUGACAUUGAGAUGGAAUCUAUUAUUCGGCGUUGUUCUGUUAUGAACCCCAAGGAAUAUGCAAAGGCAAGUAAUGAAGGAGAUGAUGUUUUCUUAUGUGAAUAUGAAUAUGACAUCCAUUGGCACACUUUUAAGCGUCUAGCUGAGGUUGAUAAUUGUGAAGAGGAUGGUGAAGAUGCUGACAGUGAUGAAGAUUGGAAUUCUUCCAAGGACGCAGAAUCUGAUACAGAUGAAGACAUUGAGUAUGAAGAGGAAAGUGUGAAGAACUUACAAGCCAAAGCAUCCUCAACUCAUGUCUUGGCUGCUAACUUACGAAAAGGUCAGUUCUUCGGGCUUCAAAGGAUAGGGGUAAAACGAAUCCCGGAACAUGUGAGGUGUCACAAGAAGACUGAACUGGAGAAAGCAAAGGCAACGCUUCUGCUGGCAACAUUGCCCAAGUCUCAACCUUGCAGGAACAAGGAAAUGGAAGAGAUAACUGCAUUUAUAAAAGGUGCCAUCUAUGAUGAUCAAUGUCUGGGUCGUUGCCUUUACAUUCAUGGUGUUCCUGGAACUGGCAAGACGAUGAGCGUACUUGCAGUAAUGAGGAACCUAAAAUCUGAAGUUGAUGCAGGGAAUAUGCGACCAUACUGUUUUGUGGAGGUCAAUGGUCUAAAGUUAGCAUCACCAGAAAAUAUUUAUAGGGUUAUCUAUGAAGCAUUAAGUGGACAUAGGGUUAGCUGGAAGAAGGCUCUUCAUUUGCUGAAUGAGCGAUUUUCAGAUGGCAAGAAGGGAAAAGGGGAUGACCGGCCUUGUAUUCUACUUAUUGAUGAACUUGAUCUGCUUGUAACCCGAAAUCAGUCGGUUCUAUACAAUAUUCUUGAUUGGCCUACUAAGCCACAUUCAAAAUUGAUUGUGAUAGGAAUUGCCAAUACUAUGGAUCUUCCAGAAAAGUUGCUUCCUCGUAUUUCAAGCCGUAUGGGUAUCCAAAGGCUUUGCUUUGGACCCUAUAAUUAUCAGCAGCUUCAAGAAAUCAUUUCCAGUCGCCUCAAAGGAAUUGAUGUAUUUGAAAAGCAAGCUAUAGAAUUUGCUUCAAGAAAGGUAGCAGCUAUAUCUGGAGAUGCACGUCGUGCUCUAGAGAUCUGCAGGCGUGCAGCAGAGAUUGCAGAUUAUCACCUUAAGAAAUUUAGUCCAUAUUCUGAUUCAGGGACUGCAGGAAAAGGCCUUGUUGGUAUGUCCGAGGUUGAGGCAGCUAUUCAAGAAAUGUUCCAGGCACCUCAUAUUCAAGUAAUGAAAAAUUGUUCUAAGCUCAGCAAAAUUUUCUUGGCGGCUAUGGUGUAUGAACUCUAUAAAACGGGGAUGGGGGAGACAACCUUUGAAAAGUUGGCAAUGACCGUUUCAUGUCUCUGUACAAGCAAUGGAGAAGCAUUUCCUGGUUGGGACACUCUCUUGAGAGUUGGAUGCAUGCUAGGUGAAAGCAGAAUAAUUCUAUGCGAACCUGGAGCUAGGCAUAGGUUGCAGAAAUUGCAGCUCAACUUUCCAAGUGAUGAUGUGGCUUUUGCACUGAAAGGGAGCCAAGAGUUACCGUGGCUGGCCAAGUAUUUGUGAUUUAAGACCAAAGAAAAUUGCAUUCUUCUUCAUUUAUUUAAACAAUUUUGACUCAGUUUCUCAUUUUUCGCAAUUUUUCAUUCCUGUCUGCUUCGACUCUUGGCUGUCAAAGUAGAACUUUAAGUUAUAACUCAUUUUUUUGAUUUCAACUCCGGCAACAUACUGUACUCUAUGAGACAUUGCGUAUGGAAAUAAUAAUAAUGAGAGAGGAUCUCAGGAACAUCAUAUA
Molecule: messenger RNA, 2939 nt
Organism: Jatropha curcas
Lineage: Eukaryota; Viridiplantae; Streptophyta; Magnoliopsida; Malpighiales; Euphorbiaceae
Product: origin of replication complex subunit 1B
Biological process (GO): DNA replication initiation; mitotic DNA replication checkpoint signaling
Cellular component (GO): nuclear origin of replication recognition complex
Molecular function (GO): chromatin binding; DNA replication origin binding; ATP binding
Source: RefSeq, a predicted model, not a curated record